Gorilla gorilla gorilla (western lowland gorilla) is the source of this 1964-nucleotide messenger RNA. It is a transcript of the gene CPA3, whose product is annotated as carboxypeptidase A3. The record is from RefSeq and is a predicted model, not a curated record. Gene Ontology annotation, biological process: proteolysis. Bases 105 to 1358 code for a protein of 417 amino acids. Gene Ontology annotation, molecular function: metallocarboxypeptidase activity; zinc ion binding. Lineage: Eukaryota; Metazoa; Chordata; Mammalia; Primates; Hominidae. The transcript is spliced from 11 exons.
GAACAGUUUGUGCAACAGAACCCUAAGAGGAAAUCAGCUGCUCAUCAAGAUAAGGGCUGAGGCAUAAAACUGCCAGAGGGUCUCAAGGCAGGCAAAGAAGAACCAUGAGGCUCAUCCUGCCUGUGGGUUUGAUUGCUACCACUCUUGCAAUUGCUCCUGUCCGCUUUGACAGGGAGAAGGUGUUCCGCGUGAAGCCCCAGGAUGAAAAACAAGCAGACAUCAUAAAGGACUUGGCCAAAACCAAUGAGCUUGACUUCUGGUAUCCAGGUGCCACCCACCACGUAGCUGCUAAUAUGACGGUGGAUUUCCGAGUUAGUGAGAAGGAAUCCCAAGCCAUCCAGUCUGCCUUGGAUCAAAAUAAAAUGCACUAUGAAAUCUUGAUUCAUGAUCUACAAGAAGAGAUUGAGAAACAGUUUGAUGUUAAAGAAGAUAUCCCAGGCAGGCACAGCUACGCAAAAUACAAUAACUGGGAAAAGAUUGUGGCUUGGACUGAAAAGAUGAUGGAUAAGCAUCCUGAAAUGGUCUCUCGUAUUAAAAUUGGAUCUACUGUUAAAGAUAAUCCACUAUAUGUUCUGAAGAUUGGGAAAAAGAAUGAAAGAAGAAAGGCUAUUUUUAUGGAUUGUGGCAUUCACGCACGAGAAUGGAUCUCCCCAGCAUUCUGCCAGUGGUUUGUCUAUCAGGCAACCAAAACUUAUGGGAGAAACAAAAUUAUGACCAAACUCUUAGACCGAAUGAAUUUUUACAUUCUUCCUGUGUUCAAUGUUGAUGGAUAUAUUUGGUCAUGGACAAAGAACCGCAUGUGGAGAAAAAAUCGUUCCAAGAACCAAAACUCCAAAUGCAUCGGCACUGACCUCAACAGGAAUUUUAAUGCUUCAUGGAACUCCAUUCCUAACACCAAUGACCCGUGUGCAGAUAACUAUCGGGGUUCUGCACCAGAGUCCGAGAAAGAGACGAAAGCUGUCACUAAUUUCAUUAGAAGCCACCUGAAUGAAAUCAAGGUUUACAUCACCUUCCAUUCCUACUCCCAGAUGCUAUUGUUUCCCUAUGGAUAUACACCAAAACUGCCACCUAACCACGAGGACUUGGCCAAAGUUGCAAAGAUUGGCACUGAUGUUCUAUCAACUCGAUAUGAAACCCGCUACAUCUAUGGCCCAAUAGAAUCAACAAUUUACCCGAUAUCAGGUUCUUCUUUAGACUGGGCUUAUGACCUGGGCAUCAAACACACAUUUGCCUUUGAGCUCCGAGAUAAAGGCAAAUUUGGUUUUCUCCUUCCAGAAUCCCGGAUAAAGCCAACGUGCAGAGAGACCAUGCUAGCUGUCAAAUUUAUUGCCAAAUAUAUCCUCAAGCAUACUUCCUAAAGAACUGCCCUCUGUUUGGAAUAAUCAAUUAAUUAAUCAAUCAAUUAAUCCUUUUUUGUGCCUUUCAUCAGAAAGUCAAUCUUCAGUUAUCCCCAAAUGCAGCUUCUAUUUCACCUGAAUCCUUCUCUUGCUCAUUUAAGUCCCAUGUUAUCACUGUUUGCUUUUACUUACUUUCAGUAGCACCAUAACGAAGUAGCUUUAAGUGAAACCUUUUAACUAUCCUUCUUUGCUCCAAGUGAAGUUUGGACCCAGCAGAAAGCAUUAUUUUGAAAGGUGAUAUACAGUGGGGCACAGAAAACAAAUGAAAACCUUCAGUUUCUCACAGAUUUUCACCAUGUGGCUUCAUCAAUUUAUGUGCUAAUACAAUAAAAUAAAAUGCACUUAAUGCUUUAAAAUUCAUCUUUUUAUGAUAAACUAUAUUCUCUGUAUUUCUCUAUAGCAUUAAUAAUCAAUAUUAAUGCCAUUCAUUCAGUCUGUUAAUAAGAAAUAAUAUCUUCAAUUUUCAAAAACAUAAUUUGCCUAUCUUUUUCUGAUAGAAGUAGACAUUGUUUAUAUCUUCAAAAAAGCAAAAGGAUGUCCUAGCAGGAAAUAAAGUGGUUCAUAUAG